Molecule: messenger RNA, 4075 nt
Organism: Paramisgurnus dabryanus
Lineage: Eukaryota; Metazoa; Chordata; Actinopteri; Cypriniformes; Cobitidae
Gene: slc52a3-1
Product: solute carrier family 52 member 3-1
Biological process (GO): riboflavin transport
Cellular component (GO): plasma membrane
Molecular function (GO): riboflavin transmembrane transporter activity
Source: RefSeq, a predicted model, not a curated record
UGUUUUUCUGUAAUUCAGUCAACUGACAACAAUUUCGUUAAAGCGGCUGAUCAAAAACAGACUUCCCCGCCUACAAAUUUAUGCUGAGGCUAAAAUCAUAAAUCACUCUUGACAUCUUAGACUUGAGGUUACAAUUCACAAGUUAAACGGUAACGGCUGAAGACCAGACAAAAGGCUGAACGAAAGGUGAAUCUAUGACUUACCUGUGUGUAAAGAAAACUAACGCAUGUGCCAAGAAGAAACAGGCUGUUCAGUGUGGCUCAUUGCCUCAGAAGGACUGUGAUCAUCUGAUGUCCUCAUUUGGACAGCACGAAGACAUCAAAAUCAAAUUGAACUGAUGUGAGAUAUGACACCAAACCUGAUACCAUAGUGACACAGCUCACGAUACUGACCGACAAAAUCUGUGGAAAGAAAAAAAUUGAAACCUCUAAAUAGGUCUUGUCAACUCCUAUCUGAUAAAGAAUCAACAGUGAAUCAGAAUGAAUCUGUACAUACAUGUAUUGGCAUGUGCUUUUGGUGUGGGUUCCUGGAUUUCCAUUAAUGGCUUAUGGGUGGAGCUUCCUCUGAUUGUCAAUAUUCUGCCAGAGCGAUGGGACUUACCCUCUUACCUCACAGUUAUCAUUCAGCUCGCCAAUCUCAGCCCUCUACUGGUCACCCUGGCACACCAAUUCUGCCCUGGUCGACUACGGGAAAAUCUGGUUAUCUAUUCGGUCCUUUCAAUUGGUAUUGCAGCUUGUAUUCUGCUAGCUUUGUUUUGGAAGAAAACCACAGUAAUUUUAGGGCAACCACAUAGCACAGCAUUUUUUAUCCUUACGUUCUUUCUCGCCCUUGUCGAUUGCACCUCCUCUGUUACAUUCUUGCCAUUUAUGAUGCAACUGCCUGCCAAAUACAUCACCACAUACUUUAUUGGAGAGGGUCUGAGCGGUUUGGUUCCAGGCCUGGUGGCGCUGGCGCAAGGGGUUGGGAUGUCCGAAUGUGUCAAUGUCUCAUAUGUGCCGAAUAACCUUACGGAGCCUGGACAACCUACCUUUGUGGUGGAGACACGAUACCUCCCUCCCAACUUCUCGCCAGAGGUCUUUUUCUCAUUCCUGGCAGUAAUGACAGCAAUAAGUCUAGGUGCUUUCUUCAUGCUAAAUCGUGUGCCUCGUACUUUUGAACUCUCCUCUGAAAAUCUUGUUCCAGAUGAUGUGGCGACAGUCUCUAAGGGUUUGGAAAGCCCUGUGGAACUCACUGCAUGCACAAACAGUGAAGAGAAAUUUGAAAAGAAGACCAGAUUGCUACUUCCCGUAACUCUGGAUAGCAGCUACCGGCUUGCAUUUAUGUAUUUAUUGGUAGUGUGGGUUAAUGGAGUGACAAAUGGGCUGUUGCCAUCUGUGCAGACGUUCUCCUGUAUGCCCUAUGGAAAUAUGGCCUAUCACCUCUCAGCUGCUCUGUCGUCAGUAGCCAAUCCAAUGGCUUGCAUCAUUGCAAUGUUUUUCCCUAAACGAUCUUUAGUACUUCUUGGAUUCCUGUGUCUGCUGGGCUCUGUUUUUGGAGGGUACAAUAUGGCCAUGGCUGCUAUGAGUCCCUGUCCAUUACUACAAGACACGGCUCUAGGGAGUGCUCUUAUUGUUUUGUCGUGGGUUUUCUUUACUGGCCUGAUGUCUUAUGUGAAGGUGAUGGUGGGUGUGAUUCUCCGGGACAGGAGUCACAGCGCUCUCGUGUGGUGUGGAGCGGCAGCGCAGGCAGGAUCGUUGUUGGGCUCUGUUGUUAUGUUUCCUCUGGUUAACAUCUUUCAUUUUUUCCAGUCUGGUGAUAUUUGCAACAACGAAUGCUCAUUAUAACUGUCUGCUCUGCUUUUUUAUUUUACCAUUGUCCAUUAUAAAUUCACCAUUUGUAUUUUUAUAUGUUAUUGUUGGUUAUUUAUGGUAUUGUGAAACAUUUAAUUAUCGUAACUAUUUUGGGAGGAUAUCAUUAGACAUCAUUAAACAUCAUUAGCUCAUCACUAAGUAAUUAUGUGUGUUAUAAACGCUGACUCAGGUUAAUAUUACAGGAAUGUGCCUUUCAUUGUCACUUUCCCUGCCAUCACUAGAUGGCGCUCAUUUACUGCAUCAUUUGUAGACAGCUCCACUCUUGCUGAUGAUGGCCUGAAUUUACAUCAGUUGCUGUAAGAAUGUAAUGAGUUAAAAUCACCCUGAAAUAGAAAUCUAUGUAAAGUAAUAAAUUCAAGACAACUGGCCAUCGUUAAAACUGAGUGGAGAUAAUUAGUGGUAGCCUAAUAUAGAGAAACACUAGCAUUGCAUAUAUUUUAUAUGUAUCAUAUAUAGCUCGCCAUUUAGCUGGGACUUUAAUUGCUUUUAGUCAAAGCAACCUGCAGUAAAUUGGUAGCAGAGACCCUAAACACCUCUGUAGCAUUGUGAGAUUGCUUUGCUAGGCACAAGGUAUGAUUACCACCUCAGUAAAUCUUCAGCUCUCCAGUCACACCAGUUCAGAAUCGACCAGUCAGCUCUUGAGUUACCAGCCUAGAUUUGUAACCACUAGGGCCACUAGCCGUGUUCAGUGGACCAGUAACUCUUCCAAUCAGAGAAAAUGUACGAUUAUUUUAGACGUCAAAUGAUUCAAAACACCAAGGAGAGCUGGAAGAAUUUAAUGAAUGACAGCACAUUGCAAGAGUUUUUAUGUGAAUAUAUUAUUAACCGAAUGUUUAAGCCUUUUACUUAGGAGGUUUUGUAGCAAAAGGCUGCAACAUAUUGUUAUUUAAAAGUUAUUUAAUUUACUGACUAAUAACCUGAGUAGCCUAAUACUUAAAGUGAAAUUACUCAACCUUAAGUCCCACCAAUAACUAUGGUAGGUUGCACAGACAGAUCCCUCUGCUCGAGUCCCUACAGGUGAUCAGAGAGGCAGAAACGAUUAACUGAUGAAGAGAGACAAAAAACGAGCACUGUUCACUCAUCCUGUUCUCCUGAGGCAAAGAAAGAGAGACACGGCGAGUUAAAGAGACAGAGAGAGUGAGAGAGGUGUCAGCUGCUGACCCUGAUUCUUGGGCACUCAGGAAUGCUUGAGUGAUCCUAACGGGGCGUAAAAAGCCCAAAUUACCCUCCAUACAUCCACCCUACGCAAAGCCUGGAGGUCAGAGGUCAGGAGAUCAUGCAGAUGCCCUCUUCACUGUAGUCAGCAUCUCAGGGGAGACCAGACGUUUCCUGAAAUCUCCACAAUGAAACAUCUGAUGAUCAUAUGGUAGUUCAGACAAUACAACUUAUAAGAUAUGUACAUUUCUAUAAUUGUAUAGUUUUGUUUUAUGUGUGACAUUUCAGAAAUCUUUGUAAGUUUUCUCAAAAUCUGCUUUACAACAAAAAAAAUAAAGUGUUUAUUAAAGAAUUAUCUUGAUUGACCUUUUACAACCCUCUUCACAUCCGCACCAACUAUGUGCCACUUCACAAGAUGAGGACUCUCACAAGCCACUGUGCUAGUUUAACCAUUUAAAGUCCCAAUUGUUCAGCUGUGAAAAAUGUAAUAGAAAUAACAGAAUGCAAGGAUAAUUAGCUCAAUUUCUUGCAUCUCUCUCUUUCUGUCUUUCUCUUUCCCAUUGUGCGACUGUGGUAUUGACAUGCAAAGUGUUUGGUGGAGAGAGUGUAUGAUUUUCUGGCUGAGUGUCAGAUGGUCUUUCACUCUUCCAGCUGGUCGGAGAGCGUGUUGCCACCUGGUUUCCUUAUUUUGCAUCACGUGAGAGCUGCAGAGGGUAGAAGGCUCUUUAAAAAUCACUGCUGCGAGUUCCAUCUGCUUUUGACUGAACUACGCUGAUAUGAACAUGCCCUUAAGUCUUCUAACAUGUAAAGACUCUACAGAAAACAUACAGUGUGCGGACAAAAAAACGACACACUGAUGUUCUCCAACCCAGUUAGACUUUAUACACUGGUGCAUAAAAGCGAUAAAAUAACUAUUUUUGGUACUUUUCAGUCAAAGGAGAAUCAUUUCUUUUAUAGCUUUGUAGGGGUGAGCGGGGCACAAACUAACGCCGGGGUUAAUUGUAACACGGCUACUUUACAUAUUUAUAGAUGGCCGAGCAAUUUGUGCUUUUGGUCUUUUUCUCUUACUU